AUGACAUUUUCGGCGAUCAAUGUACAAUCCCUCAACGCAUUUGUUGACGACGGCCGGGCAAUAGGCGACAACGCGGAUGUCCUCAUCUACACGGAGACUGCGGCCACUACCUUCGUACAGCAGAAAAUGACCAAGGCAGCUAGAAAAGCGGGGAAACAUGUAUGUCUCAGCCACCCUGUGGACAAGAGGACCUUCAAGGACCACCGGGACUGCAUCACAAAGGGACAAUCACAAGGUGCAGCAAUUGUCUCUUCGGCCCCUUUGCGGAGUUCUUCGACGGAAUGGCCACAAGAUAUCUGGAAGACUGCUAGAGUGGUGGAUACAAUGGUGGUUACAGAGUUUGUUGUGGUCAUGGUCAUUGCAAUAUAUGGAUACCACAGAGGUUUUCCUGACGCUGCCACCAAGAAUGAGGAGCUUUUCCGGGCAGCUGUACACAAAGCAUCUGUGGUCAGAUGCCCUGCCCUUAUGCUGGGUGAUCUCAACUGCGACUUGCAAUCACUGGCUGUAUGGGAUGCAAUGGUGCAAGAAGGAUGGAGUGAUGCAGCUAUGAUACAAAGCCAGAUGGAUGGAAAACCUAUGGCCAAUACCUUUCAAGAAACCUCGAGGCUGGACUACAUCCUCAUGAACAACCUGGCAAGAAUGGCCUUCCAAGGUUUUGGAGUAUCGGAGCAGAACGAAUCUGACCACAGAGCGGUUUAUGCUUCAUUUGCAUGGGACUCCAUCCCCAAGCACAUCUGGACCUACAAGAGCCCUAUGGACACCUCCAAGCUCGACCUCACUGCAAUGGAACUUCAAGAGGCUUAUGUACCUGCAGCUUGUCUUGCGGAACUGGAUCAAGCUAUUCAACACAAGGAUAUUGAAGAGGCCUGGACAAAGUUCUGCAAAGCAUACGAACAAGGAGUCAGUUUUUCUCUGCAAAGGAAGAAUGGUACGAAGCCCGACACCAACUUCUUCGGCCGUGGUACAAUGGUACUCCACAAGCAAACGACGAGCCAAGAACCCUGCCGAAGAGCUCGAAUUGGUGACUUUCAGCCAUCUGGAGAUGAAAAUACGCGGCGGAUACAGCUGACAACCCGCGGAACAAAGCCCUGGCUAUGGACGCUGCUCUACAAACGUGGAGAUCCAUUUGCGCUGCAACAGGGUUUGGCAGAUCCUUUCGUCAAUGGUGGCUCCAAGAACAUUGUGACUGGCAAAUCAGCAGGUGAUAUGGUGUCGGUGGUGCAAGGUCAGCUGGAACAAGCCCUUUUACAGGAACAGCAGCUGAUGGGUUUUUUACUUGUGGCAAAGCAUAUGGGUCGGCGGUACGAUCGACCACGGGAGUACCUGAAGGUGGUGCUUUAUACGUAUGUCGAUGACUGGAUUAUGCUUUCCAGAAACAUGGAGCAGUUGAAAGAUGCCAUGCACACUAUGGAAAAGUUGGCCAACAAGUUUGGACUACUUUUAUCCACGGCAAAGUCUGCAGUUUUUGCCACCAAUAACAAGAUCACGAGGCAACUUCAUGCUAUGAUGAUGUCUUCUGGUAUCAACAUAGGAGUGUGUGUGAAUUUUGCUGGAUUGGGUAUCAGUUUCCAGACGGCAAAGGCAGCUUCUACCACCACCAGAAACUCCAGAUGGGACAAAGCGCGCAAACUUAUGGAAAGGUUGCAAUACAUGCCAUGGACACAGCAACGCAAGACUGAUAUUAUUUCUCGUGCUAUUCUUCCUCUGCUGUUUUAUGGGGUGGAAAACGUGGUCACUGGGAAAGAUUUCCUUCGCGAAGUACGUUCCAAAUGUAACCACACGGUAUGGGGGAAGCAGCAAUACCAUCUUCAUUUCUUGACCCCACUUUUUAGUGGCACAAUCUAUGAACCCUUCCUCUACAUUGCGGACAAAAGAUUCAAGGCCAUGCUACGAGCGGUGUCUUUGGAUUCGGAUAUGGUCAAGACAAACUGGAGACUGUCUUUGGAAAAGAUGGCUUAUUUCAAACGGAAGACAAGGGGGCCUAUGUCAAUCCUACAAAACCAGCUCAACGACAUGGGUUGGGAGAUGGAAGUGGAUGGGAAGUGCAACUCCCCAACAGGACAUUCUUUUUACAUUUGGGACAUCUCGGUACCACAGUUUAAACAAGUUGUCAUGGAAUCCUGGGAAAAAUCCUUGCUGCAACACCUGAAUAUCAAGGUGAAUCUGGAAGACCUUCAAUCUUUCUCGAUUCAACGAACGCGUGCUGAUGCUUACCCUGAUCCUAUGAUACAAGGGUUCAUGCGAAAAGUCAAGCUGGGUGGUCUUUUUCCGAACCACAGACUACACCACGUUACAAAGGGCGAGACCACUUGUUCUUAUUGUGGAGUACGUGACACGUUGGAACAUAGGGUUUUCAGCUGUCCGGCUACUGAAGAAGUUCGUGCUACAGACAAAUGGGAUCUCUUGAAGGACCAGCCGAAACAUUUGCUCUUGGGAGGGUUGUCUCCUCAGCUCCCCCUCAUGGAACAAUAUUCCCAGAUGCUACAAACAGUCCCGGAGCCACAGACUCUCCCUCUUAUGGAUGACGAUGAUGUGGCGGAGUUUUUCACGGAUGGGUCAGCCAUUGAUUCCUCUAAUGCAAUUACAAGGUUGUGUUCUUGGUCGGUCACACAGGCCAAAUACAUGGACAGACAGAACAAAUUGAUAUCGUCUGGAAUCUUGCCAGGGAAACUUCAGACGGUCUUCAGAGCAGAGCUUUUUGCAGUGAUUGUGGUCUUGGCGCUACAGAAGAAGUCCAAGAUAUACUGUGACAAUGCAGCUGUUGUUAGAGACAUACAACACUUGCAGCAAUACGGUUAUCAAGACUUGAAGUGGUCUACACAUGCGGACAAGGACCUCAUGAAGACA
This is a messenger RNA of Symbiodinium sp. CCMP2456, 2847 nucleotides long. NCBI's taxonomy places the organism in Eukaryota, Dinophyceae, Suessiales, Symbiodiniaceae. The record is from the annotation of a GenBank genome assembly.